Messenger RNA from Coregonus sp. 'balchen', 938 nucleotides. NCBI's taxonomy places the organism in Eukaryota, Metazoa, Chordata, Actinopteri, Salmoniformes, Salmonidae. The record is from the annotation of a GenBank genome assembly.
AUGCCCAGGCUGAUGCGCAAAGGCAACUACGCCGAGCGUGUGGGUGCUGUCGCACCAGUCUACCUGGCUGCCGUGCUCGAGUGCCUGACUGCUGAGAUCCUGGAGUUGGCCGGAGACAUUGCCCGUGCAAACAAGAAGCCUCACAUCAUUCCCCAUUACCUACUCCCCAAGAAGACCGUCAAAGCCAAGUAAAUUCGCUACUGCGGCUUCAACUUGACAACUCAACCUCCAAAGGCUAUUUUAAGAGCCAACCAAUUGAGUGGGUGUAUACACAAUUAUGUCGACUAUUUCUUACAUACAUGGCACUAUAUCAUGAUCCCACAUGAGGCCAUGAAUGGACAAUAACACCUACUAGGCCUUGUUUGCCAUAACAGGCUAGCAUUAGAUUAGAACACAAGAUUUCACUCUUGACUUUGACGACUAUUAUUGCGCGCAAGGGGCCAGCAGUGUGCUAUUGUACGCACGCGCUUAGUGGACUAUUGUUUUGGGCGCCCAGUGUAUUGUGUUGGGCGCGUGGUCCUAAAAAAAAGAAGCAAAGCAUCCCUUCCAGUAACCGACAGAGGAGUCCUCCGCAAUGGGCCAAUCGGGGUGGUGGGGAGAUGGUGUCCAAUCAGCAGAUACAACUGCCGGUUUUAUACAUUUCACAUGGACAUUUCGAGGCUAUACUCCUACUGCAAAUCCACCCUUGGCAAAGCCUACAGGAAGCAGCUCAACGGCAAGUCUGCGCGCAGGAGCGCCUCCCAGUUACAGGCCCGGCACCGUGUCUCAGAGAGAUCCGUCGUUACCAAAGGGCCACUGAGCUGCUCAUCCGCAUUGUGCCCUUCCAGCGCCUGUGGAGAAAAAUCGCCGACCUGCGCUUCCAGAACUCCGCCGUGAUGGCCCUGCAGGAGGCUAGCGAGACUUACCUGGUCGGUCUGUUCGAGGACACCAAACUGUGA